Haliaeetus leucocephalus (bald eagle) is the source of this 1311-nucleotide messenger RNA. It is a transcript of the gene ANKRD34A, whose product is annotated as ankyrin repeat domain 34A. Gene Ontology annotation, molecular function: protein binding. The transcript has a single exon. Lineage: Eukaryota; Metazoa; Chordata; Aves; Accipitriformes; Accipitridae. Bases 1 to 1311 code for a protein of 436 amino acids. The record is from RefSeq and is a predicted model, not a curated record.
AUGUUACCAGCGGAUGGUUCGGCGCUGCUGCGAGCUGUGGCACAGGGCAAAUUUCGUCUCACCCGGCUCUUGUUGGAAGGGGGAGCCUACAUCAACGAGGGCAACGCCGCCGGGCAAACGCCGUUGAUGGCCGCGUGCCGGGCUGGCUACGCUGACCCGCUGGAGCAGCCCCGUAUGGUGAGGUACCUCCUGGAAAACGGCGCCGAUCCCAACAUCCCCGAUAAGACGGGCAAGACAGCAUUGAUGCACGCCUGUGCUGAACGCGCCGGCCCGGCGGUAGCCGCCGUUUUGUUGGCUCACGGCGCUGAUCCCAGCGCCCGCGAUUAUGCUGGAGCCUCCGCUUUGGUUUACGCCAUUAACCAGGGGGACCGGGAGACACUGCAGGUGCUGUUGGAUGCCUGCAAAGCUCGAGGGAAGGAGGUGAUCAUCAUCACCACCGACACCUCGCCCUCGGGUACCAAAACCACCCGGCAAUACCUAAACUCGCCCCCUUCGCCCGGGCUGGAGGAGAAACGCUCGCCGGCACUUUGCAUGUCGCCCUCUGACAUCGAGGUGCGGACGGCGGCUUCGCCGGCCGGCAGUGAGAAAGAAGAGGAGAGGGACGUCUUCUGCUUCCCCCCGCCACCACCACCGGCACCGGUCACUGCCGUACCGGAGCCAUCCCGUGGCCGGGGGCGGCCGCUGAAGCGCCUCAAUUCGGAGCCCUGGGGGUUGGUGGCCCCGGGGACGGAGGGAACGUGGGGACCCCCUGAGCGUUUGGUGGCGGGGAUGGAGGGGCUGAGCCUGGGCGGGCGCCCACGGCGGCACAGUGUGGAGGGCCGGGAGGCGGCGGGGCUACUGGGGGCCGCCUGGGCCGAGCGGGUGCCCCCCGCUUGCCUGCAGCCACUGGCACGCCGGAACACGGCCCCUGAAACGGUGCGGGUCAAACCACCUCGCUGGGACCCCCCUGAAAUGGAGGGGUGUCCCUGGGCUGGCUCACCGCCUCCAUCACCGGGCCGAGGCCGGCACUGUGCCGCAUCGGCCAUGCCGCUGCCAGCUGCCGAGUCCCCACCGGCUGCCCGCCGACGCCCACCUGGUUUGCUGGAGCGUCGUGGCUCUGGCACCCUCUUGCUGGAGCCCUUGGCUCCCGGGAGGGCUGGCUUCUUGCCCCCCCUGCACCCUGGCCCACACCCCCCCGGCCCCCGCGGCCCCCCGGCCCCCGGCUCACCCAAGGGACGCCGCAAGCUGCUGCGCCGGCACUCAAUGCAGACAGAGGAGAUGCGGCAGCUGGCCAACUUCCAGAGCAGCAUGGCCCCAGAGCCAGGCAGUUAG